Molecule: messenger RNA, 1758 nt
Organism: Dendronephthya gigantea
Lineage: Eukaryota; Metazoa; Cnidaria; Anthozoa; Malacalcyonacea; Nephtheidae
Product: amidase-like
Exons: 11
Coding region: 112-1650 (512 amino acids)
Molecular function (GO): catalytic activity
Source: RefSeq, a predicted model, not a curated record
GCCGAACACAACCCAAACUCUGCAAUAGUUCUCGUAUUACGGAGCGACUGCAUCGCAGCCGGCUACCUAACGUCGAUGAAUCAUAAGUGAUGAAUUAUUUGUGACCACAAGAUGGCAGAAGACGAACGUUUUGCUGGGCACCGGGCAGUUCAUCCUCCAAGCAUUCGGAGUCUAACAGAAAUCAUCAAAGAUUUAAAAAUUGAUAUGAGCGAUGAAGAACUGCAAGAACAUCAAGAUGUGAUCGCACGCUUUUGUGAAACAACCUUCCAGAGGAUAUACGAUUUUCCUGAACCAAAGUUGCCAGUGAAGUAUCCUCGUAAAACUGGAAAUCAGCCUACUGUAGAAGAAAAUCCAUUUAAUGCUUGGUACUGGAAGUGUGAUAUUUCAGGCGCUCCCGAGGGUAAACUACUUGGUAAAACCAUCGCAAUAAAAGAUAAUAUCCCAGUUGCUGGUAUUCCAAUGAUGAAUGGAUCGCAACUUUUGGAGGGUUAUAUUCCAGAUAUUGAUGCCACUGUUGUGACCAGAGUGUUGGAUGAAGGCGGACGAAUUCUCGGCAAAGCCGUCUGUGAAAAUUUGUGCUACAGUGCAGGAAGCUUCACAUCUGCAAAUGGUCUUGUGAGGAACCCUUUGGAUCCAUCAAGAAUGGCCGGAGGAUCAUCCUCGGGAUGUGCUGUGUUGAUAGCCAAUAAGAACGUAGACAUGGCUAUAGGAGGAGAUCAGGGGGGCUCGAUACGCAUACCAGCGGCAGCAUGUGGAAUUGUGGGAUUGAAACCAACAUUCGGGUUGGUGCCUUACACUGGCAUUACAAGUUUUGAACCAACUGUAGAUCAUACUGGACCCAUGGCGAUGACAGUAAAAGAUACAGCGUUACUUUUGGAGGUAAUAGCUGGUUACGAUGAUGGUUUGGAUCAUCGUCAACCACGUGAUAUUAAGAUUCCUAGCUAUACAAAGGGGCUAACAGGUGAGAUUGAGGGUAUACGCGUGGGCUUAGUAAAAGAAGGAUUUGAUAUAAGUGAGAAAGAUGUUAAUGACCUGGUGAGAAAAUCAGCUGAGAGACUAAGUGAGAAAGGCGCAGUGGUUGAAGAUGUCUCAAUACCAUGGCACUUGGAUGGACCUGAUUUGCUUAACGGCAUUUCGUUAUUCAAUGUCGCUGCCCUUUUUGAAGGCGAGUGUUCAGCAACUCAGGGAUAUCACAAUACGCACCUGCAACUUGCUUUGACGCGUGGAUUAAAGUGCCACCCUAAUGACAACGACCCCUUGGUCAAAAACGCCCUGGUGUGUUACAGAUACCUCCGUAACAAUUAUUAUAGCGGGUAUUAUUAUAGCAAAUGCCAAAAUUUACGACGAGAUCUACGUGAAGCAUAUGAUGACGCGUUCAAGAAAUAUGAUGUCCUCAUAAUGCCGACUAUUCCUAAGAAACCAUCAGAAUUUCCUUCAAAGAAUCCUUCACUUUCUGAAUAUAUUGAGAAAGCCUUGGAAGUGUGCAACAACGCAUGUCCAUUUGAUGCCUCUGGUCAUCCAUCAUUGUCGAUCAACGCUGGAUUUUUACAAGGGUUACCUGUGGGAAUGAUGAUCACUGGUAAAAUGUUUGAUGAAGAAACAGUCCUGAAUGUGGCGUAUGCGUUUGAACAGCUACGGGAUAAUGCAUAAACUAUAUUAAACGAGAUGGUGUUUUAUCUUGCUUGCUUGUUAACUCAAUCUCAAUGCAAUAGUUCACAAUACUGAAUGUCAAUGCAAUAAAUUAUAUGAAUAAAUUUU